This is a messenger RNA of Anolis carolinensis (green anole), 1215 nucleotides long. Its product is annotated as vomeronasal type-2 receptor 26-like. The transcript is spliced from 3 exons. Gene Ontology annotation, biological process: G protein-coupled receptor signaling pathway. NCBI's taxonomy places the organism in Eukaryota, Metazoa, Chordata, Lepidosauria, Squamata, Anolidae. Gene Ontology annotation, cellular component: plasma membrane. The record is from RefSeq and is a predicted model, not a curated record. The coding region runs from base 1 to 1173 and encodes 390 amino acids. Gene Ontology annotation, molecular function: G protein-coupled receptor activity.
AUGCAACUUCUUUCUACCUGGGACAAAUUUGUCCCUAACUACAAAUGUGACACCCAGAACAAGCCAGUAGCAGUCAUUGGAGGACCUAAUUCUGACGUGUGUUUCUUUAUGGCAAAUAUCCUGAGCAUAUAUAAAUUUCCACAGGAACGGCCUUUUUCUCUGUGUAAUGACAACUGCCGCCCAGGCUAUAGCAAGAAAAAGAAAGAAGGAAAACCAUUUUGCUGCUUUGAUUGUAUUCCUUGUCCAGAAGGAAAGAUUUCAAACCAGAGAAACGUAGAUGACUGCUUUCAAUGUCCAGAAGAUCAUUACCCAAACAAGAUCAGGGAUUUCUGCAUCCCCAAAUAUAUAAUUUUCCUUGGUUUUGAAGACCCAUUUGGAACAGGUUUGGCCAGCUCGGCUCUUUUCCUGUUUUGUGUGACUGUUGUGGUGCUUGGGAUCUUCCUCAAACACCGGGACACUCCCAUUGUCAAGGCCAAUAAUCGGACCCUCACCUACACCCUCCUCCUCUCCCUCCUGCUCUCCUUCCUUUGUGCUCUGUUGUUCAUUGGAAAGCCACAGAAGAUGACCUGUCUCCUUCGUCAGACAGCUUUCGGCAUCAUCUUCUCGGUGGCCAUUUCUUCUGUGUUGGCCAAAACGAUCACUGUGAUUCUUGCUUUCCAAACCACCAAGCCUGUGUCAUGCUUGAGGAAAUGGUUGGGGAAAAGAACAGCCACCUCCAUUAUUAUCUUCUGCUUUCUCAUUCAAGUCACAAUUUGUAUAGUGUGGCUGUCUACCUUUCCUCCAUUUCCAGAUUUUGGUGUGAUCUCAAUGGCUGAAGAAAUCAGUCUCGAAUGUAACGAAGGCUCUGUUUCCAUGUUUUACUGUGUUCUGGGUUUUAUGGGUUUCCUGUCUAUUUGCAGUUUCACUUCAGCAUUCUUUGCCAGAAAGUUGCCUGACAGUUUUAAUGAAGCCAAGUUCAUCACCAUCAGCAUGUUGGUCUUCUGCAGUGUGUGGAUUUCCUUUGUUCCAGCCUACCUUUCCAGCAAAGGCAAACAUAUGGUGGCUGUGGAGAUCUUCUCCAUCUUGGCUUCCAGUGCUGGGUUACUUGGAUUCAUAUUUUUCCCCAAGUGCUAUAUCAUUGUCAUGAGGCCUGAUAUGAACAUAAGGAAACAACUAAUAAAAAGAAAACAUUAAGCACAUGUCUGUUUCUGGGAUUAAUUUUAUUCACUAAGACUG